This is a messenger RNA of Aplosporella prunicola CBS 121167, 4828 nucleotides long. RefSeq lists its product as uncharacterized. The record is from RefSeq and is a predicted model, not a curated record. Gene Ontology annotation, biological process: siRNA processing. Bases 50 to 4720 code for a protein of 1556 amino acids. NCBI's taxonomy places the organism in Eukaryota, Fungi, Ascomycota, Dothideomycetes, Botryosphaeriales, Aplosporellaceae. Gene Ontology annotation, cellular component: cytoplasm; nucleus; RISC complex. Gene Ontology annotation, molecular function: ATP binding; RNA binding; ribonuclease III activity. The transcript is spliced from 8 exons.
CUUUCCCCUCUCUCCUCCACAUUCUGAUAUGGUUUGAUCUUUCUUAACCAUGGAGGCCACCGGAAUCGACCCGACUGCAGAUGGUACGCCUCAAGCUGGCUUCGAGGCCAUCCGACUCCGCUCCUACCAGGCUGAAAUGGUAGAGGAGAGCCUGAAGCGGAACAUAAUCGUUGCCAUGGACACCGGCAGCGGCAAGACCCACGUCGCCCUAUCCCGGACUGCGGCCGAGCUCGAGGCUUGCGAGCCGCACAAAAUUGUCUGGUUUAUUGCACCCACAGUCACUCUUUGUCAACAGCAGGCCUGUCUUUUCGAAAAAUAUCUGCCUGCCUAUCCGCUGCGCUUCCUCAGCGGCGCAGACAAUGUUGAAAGAUGGUCGGAACAGAAAGUCUGGGACGCUGUUCUGAAAGACAUCCGCAUUGUUCUCUCAACGCCACAGGUUCUCCUGGACGCUUUGACGCAUGCCUUUGUGCACAUUACGAGAUUCGCCCUUUUGAUCUUCGAUGAAGCGCAUAACUGCCGUGGAAACCACCCGGCGAAUGCCAUCAUGGCCAGGUUUUACUUGCCUCUGCUCCAGGAUAGAUCCGAUGUAAAGCUUCCCGGAAUUCUGGGCUUGACCGCAAGCCCUGUGCUGAACGCUAAAGCAAAUGGACUAGAAAUCAUCGAGCAAAGCUUGAACGCCAUAACCAAGACACCCAAGCUGCAUCGUAUGGAACUGUUGCAGUUCACGCACAGACCCGAGCUCGUUCCUCUUCCGUACAAAUACGAGCCAACUGAAGGUCCACUAAUCUACAGCACUUUGGGAUCUGCUUACUACGGACUGGACAUUGCGGAAGAUCCCUACGUCCUUAGUUUGAGAAAGAGAAUUGAUGAGAGCAACGAUGCCGAGGCUCUCAAAGAACUGAAAAGGGUGUCGCUCAGUUAUAAGACUUAUGUCCACGAGCAAGUUCGAAAGCUGUACUCUCGGGCGUCCGAAGUUCUUAACGAACUUGGUGGCUCCGCCACGGAAUUCUACAUCCGAAGCUGCAUAGUACGCGCUGAUUAUUAUUUGAGUCGUUCUGGCUCAGUGCCUAGUUGGUCACAGGCCGAGGCAAAGUACCUGCGAGAGUUCCUGUCGGGCAUAGCAGCCGUGCCUUCUAUCAGCUCGGGAGGCCCGCCGUACGAGCACUUGUCCUCAAAAGUGGAAACGCUGAUUGACUUCCUGGUUGCCGAGGCGCGUCCCGACUUCAACGGCAUCAUUUUUGUCGAGCAACGCGCCACUGUGGCUGUCAUGGGCAACCUGUUGUCAAAGCAUCCUAAGACAAAAGAACACUUUAACAUUGGAACCUUUGUUGGCACGUCCAUUACCAGCUCCAGAAAGCUGCACAUAGGAAUCGGUGACUUGGUCGAGUUGAAGCAUCAACAGCAGACCCUUGACGACUUCAGAGCUGGAAAGAAGAAUCUCAUUGUCGCAACAAACGUUCUUGAGGAGGGUAUUGACGUGUCGAAUUGCCACAUAGUGAUAUGCUUCGAGGAGCCGAAGAACCUCAAGUCGUUCAUCCAGCGUCGAGGUCGUGCAAGGAAACAAGACUCCAAAUUUGUCAUUAUGCUCGCAGGAGAUUCCUCUUUGGCGAGUUCUCCAGAGAGAUGGUUGGACCUGGAAGAGCAGAUGAAGGAGGCGUAUCUCAACGAUCUCCGCAAAGUAAAGGCGGCCGAGGAGCGGGAAAUGGUGGAGGAGGAGAGUGACCUGGAGAUGUGUGUGGAGAGGACUGGCGCCUUGUUAACACUGGACAAUGCCGUCCAACAUCUUUAUCAUUUCUGCGCUAUUCUUGGCAGCGAACAGCACGUCGAUCUGCGUCCGAGAUAUUCUUUCGACGAAAGCCCCGACGGUUGCAUUACUUCCACUGUCACACUCCCGAACUCUAGCGGACAUGCCUGGAAGACUGAACGUCAGGCGAGAAAAGACGCGUCUUUCCAGGCGUACAAGUCACUUUACAAAGCCGGGCUUGUUAAUGACAACUUACUUCCUUUGUUCAAAGACACCGAAAGUCCUGAGUUUGAACAAAUCGAAAAACGACCUUCACUAACCACUGCAAACGAGAGGAUGGAUCCGUGGACAACAAUCGCCAAAGCGCAUCAGGCAAAGGAGCCUACCGCUCCAUGGUACUGCAUCAAACUCACUCUUUCAUGUGAAGGCCAGAAGCUUGCGAACUUAUUGUUCUUGCUGCCAGGCGAAGUGGCCGCAGCAAACGAAGUCGUUCUCCACUGGAAUGAAACGACAAAGUACGUCGUGACGAGUGAACCCAUCGGCAACAUUGCAUUCAGCGCAGUCCAAAUUGACACGUUCCGAAUGGCAACUCGCACAUUGCUCAGUACAGUCUAUGGCACGCGCAUGCCCGAAGAAAGAUACGAUUUCCUGGCCAUCUUUGCUCCGUACGACGGUGACCCUGCCAACCCAACCUCUAUGCCACAAGCCUUCUCCAAGCAGAUGCGAGAAGCAAGAGACGUAUACAAAGAGCUACAGCAAGGCCGUGCGCCGCCAUUAGGCCUCGUUCGCGAACGAUUCAAUAAAUCUCAAAAUUACAUCUUCCAAGAGUUUCACACUUCUGAAGAUGGCGAACUUUGGGUCCUAGGCACAGACUUCCCUAAGCGCCGCGAUUUCCUACAUCCCAUCCCCAACGACGUCAGCCACAAAGUGAGAGAAAUGUACACGAAAUUGCGCGCCAUAAACGCGGAUGACUGCGAGAUCAGCAGCUUGCCGGCGAUAUACUCCAUAUUCGCGGCGUUCAUACCGGCGGUCUUGCACUGUUAUGACGUGGUAAUGGUGUCGCAGAAGCUCUGCAAUACCCUGCUUGCGCCGGUGGGCUUCAAGUACACAAACUUCAAAUACACAGGCGUGGUCGCGCGCGCCCUUACGGCCUCGUCUACCACCGACGACGACUACCAAAGGAUGGAGUUCCUGGGCGACACCAUGCUCAAAUUCUGCACGGCCGUGCAGAUAAUGGCGCAAAAGCUCGAGUGGCCCGAGAGCUACCUCACCGACUGCAAAGACCGUAUCGUCUCCAACGGCGCGCUGGCCAAGGCUGCGAAGAAGGUCGGUCUGGACUACUUCAUCCGCCUCAAGCCCUUCACCGGCCUGAAAUGGCGCCCGCGUUACCUGGGAGACGAACUCACCGCCCUGAAUGACGCGCCCAAGCAGCGCACCAUGUCGACCAAAGUGCUCGCUGAUGUUGUCGAAGCCCUCAUCGGGGCCGCUUACCUCGAAGGCGGCAUUCCGCAGGCCGGACGCUGCAUCGAGGCACUGCUGGGCCCGGCGAACGGCUCGCCCUGGCAGCCCAUGCUCACAUCGCGCAGCCUACUCCACUCCGCCGCGCGCGAUGCCGCCGACGCUGCCAGUGCUGGCCCGGUCCACCUCGAGGUGUUGGAAGAGCUGAUCGGGUACGAGUUCUCGAACAAGCAGCUCCUGCUCGAAGCGGUCACGCAUCCGUCGUUUGUCUCGUACCGCGAUCUAGCGACGAGUUCGUACCAGCGGCUGGAGUUCCUGGGCGACGCAAUCCUGGACCACCUGGUUGUGCGGCGGGUGUUUGCGCACAAUGACCCCGCGCCUCUGCCGCAUCAUCGCAUGCACACGAUCCGCGCGGGCCUGGUCAACGCCGCCAUGCUGGCGUUCCUGUGCAUGGAGCUGCGCACCUCGCCCGACACGUCAAUCGACAUGGACGGCGAAAGAGAUGGCGUCGAGAGCCCGGACCUCGUUGCAGAGGACACGCCCUCCCCGCUUCCACCGCCGAAACCCCGCGCCCUGUACCACUUCAUGCGGCACACGGCGCCGACGCUACCGGAUGCUAUGGCCCGUGCCGCGGCGCGCCACGAGGCGGUGCGCGCGCCGCUGUGGGCGGCGUUGCGGACAAGGAAACGCUACCCCUGGACGAUGCUGGCGCGCUGCGCGGCAGACAAGUUCUUCUCUGACAUCGUGGAGGCGGUGCUCGGCGCGAUAUUCCUUGACAGCUGCGGCAGCGCUGCCGCUACCACCAUCACGACCAACAACCGCUUCCUCGGCGCCGGCAAUGGUAGCGAUGGUGAUAACGACAGUGAUGGCGUUGACGGAACUAGUGCCUUCGGGAAUAAAGACGCAGACGGCCUGGCCGCGUGCGACACGUUCCUAGAAAAACUGGGCGUGCUGGGCCUGCUUGAGCGGUUCUUGCGCGACGGCGUCGACUGCGCUCACUCCAAGUCGCGGCUGGGCGUGCUUUCGCGCGGCAAGGAAGUGCUGUAUGAGCAGUGGGACCGGGCGGACGAGGGCGAGAUCAGGGGUUUUACUGCGGAUGACGAAGACGCUGAUAUCCUCCUCGAGAGGGAGGCUAGCGAAGGGGAUGGGUCCGAGGGUGAGGGUCCGCAAGAGCACACGCAGCGCAAGCUAGCGCCACACUACGCGCGCGUGUGGCUCGACGGCAGCGUCGUCGGUGGGUGGGUCGAGGAUGGCCGGGUUUUAGGGGGCUGGUGCGGGGGCGAGAGUGCGAGCGUCGCGGAGACGGCAGCGGCGGAGUUUGCGGGCGGCGUGCUUGAGAAGAGGGGCUGGGUUGUGGGGUUUGAUGGGAGGGUGGUGUGGGUUGGUGUGGAUGGCGAGGGGGUUGGUCCGGAUGGAGAGGGUGUUAGUGGAGUUGGAGAGGGAGAGGGCGUUGCUGGGGUUGAGGAUGCGGAUGGGGAUGGGGAUGGGGACGUGAAGAUGGAGAUGGUGGGGGAGUAGGCUGGUUGGUUGGUUGGUUGGUUGGUGCGCUUCGGCUUGGGGCUUCGCGUCGAAGAGAAGAGAAGAGAUAAGUAAGCUUGAGUAGUGUAAUGAACGAAGCAGUUGGGU